This is a messenger RNA of Colletotrichum phormii, 1065 nucleotides long. Its product is annotated as alpha carbonic anhydrase. The transcript has 4 exons. Lineage: Eukaryota; Fungi; Ascomycota; Sordariomycetes; Glomerellales; Glomerellaceae. Gene Ontology annotation, biological process: one-carbon metabolic process. The coding region runs from base 1 to 1065 and encodes 354 amino acids. The record is from RefSeq and is a predicted model, not a curated record. Gene Ontology annotation, molecular function: zinc ion binding; carbonate dehydratase activity.
AUGUCUUCCCGUCUCAUCACCUUCGGCUUCUUCGCCGCCUCCAUCUCUCAGGUCCUGGCCUCGUGCGCCUACGGAACUCACUUGGAUCCUCGCGCUGAGGAGGGAAAGGUCAAGGUCAACAACUUUGCUUACACCGGCAGCAAUGGCCCCUUGAACUGGGUCGCUCUGGAUGCUACUGCCAACCAGCUGUGCGCCACGGGAACCACCCAGUCCCCUAUCGACAUGGUCGCCGGCUCCUUCAACGUUCUCCCCGGAAGCUCCAUCAACCUCGAGAUCCCCGACAUGGCCGAGGGCACCGAGUUCGAGAACCUGGGAACCACCGUCGAGGUUAUCGCCAAGGGUGGAUCGAUGCAAGUUGGAGGCAGUAACUUCACCCUGCAGCAGUUCCACUUCCACUUGCCUAGCGAGCAUCUCGAUGCCGGAAAGAGCAUGGCUAUGGAGAUGCACAUGGUCUUCGAGGGUGCCAACCAGGAGAUUGCUGUCAUUGGUACCUACAUCGACUUGGAGCAGGGCGCUGCCGCUGCCGCCCCCGCCGCCCCGGUCGCUGAGGCUGCUCCUGCUAUCCCCGCGAUGGGAACCAACCCGAUCAAGGCCGAGGCUGCUUCUUCCAACCUGCUUGAGACUGUCUUCUCUUCCCUCGAUGCCAUCAAGGAGCCCGGUACCGUCACCAAGACUGGCGCGCUGGACAUGCAAGAAGUUGUUACCCUGCUCUCCGCCGGUAGCUUCCAGAGCUACAUGGGUUCCCUCACCACUCCUCCUUGCUCCGAGGGUGUUCAGUGGCUCGUCUCAACUCAGCGUCUGAUGGUCCAGCCCCAAACCUUCACUGCCGUCCGCGAUGUCAUUGGCUUCAACGCCCGAUUCCCCCAGAACACCCUCGGCCAGGCCAACAUCAUCCAGGUCGCCCAGCAGAGUCUGGCUACCGCCAACAUUGCCAACCCCAUUGCUGCUGCUCCCGCUGUCGCUGCUCCUGUUGCCGCUGAUCCCGUUGCCGCUGCGCCCGCCGCCCCCGCUGCUGAGGCUGCCAAGGAAGCUGCUCCCGUCGCCGCCCCGGCCGCUCACGCUUAG